ACGUUAGUUUCUCAUUUAACAUUUUUCUGUGAACUUUCUAUGAAAAUUAUCCUAAAAGAAGAUUAAAACAAGAUCAAAAUGACUCAAAGCCAGAAAAAUAUACAGGAACAAGACAAACCCGUAAAUAUGGAGGAUAUUAUCGAUUCUGAGUCCAAAGAGAAGGCCUUAUAUCUGAUACAAAUUCAAUAUCUGGAGGAUCGGCUGGAGAGUUGUCAGCUUAAACAUGAGGAACUGGGGAAACAGACCAUGGAGCAGGCCUCGCUGUACAACGAGCUGGAGGACGACAAGAAAGACACCACUGAGUUGCUGAAACGCACCCUGGUUUCAAAAGAGAAGAAGGCGAAGGAGCUGGCUGAGCAGAUAGAGAGUAAGCAGCAGAAGGACGAACAGGACAGAGAGGCCGUGAAGCUGCAGCACAGCCAGCACAUGAAAGAGCUCCACGAGCACUUCCAUGAACUCAAAUCAGAGAAGAUGAUGCUGGUGGCAAAGCUUCAGGAGCUGGAGGAGUCGGAGGAGCGGCUGAUACUGCAGAGGCCGUCGAUGUCCGACAUUGAGCUUCUUAUGAAGGAGCUGGACUGUCAUGAGGAAAAGCAUCUAGCUGCCAUCGACAGGCUGAAGAAGGAAACAGAGUUGGAGAAGGAAAAGAUGAUGAUUUGGAAGCAGUACAUGGCGGACAGAGUCGUUGAGCAGAAGACCUCACAGAUUCUCAGGGUGGAGAGAGCUCAUCACAGAGAGCGGCUGGAGAUGCUCCCGUUCCUGCUGAACAAAAACUUGACUCUGUUGAGGGAGAAAGACGUCCUGCGAGACAAAGUCAGGGAUCUUUGCUGUGAGAGGGACCACCUCAAGAAAGAUCUCAAAGACAAUAUCCGGGAGAGCUUCACCUGCAAGGAGGAGGUGGAGCAGCGGACGAAGGAGUGGCAGCAGCUGAAGGUGGAACUGAAGGACCGUAGCGUCGCCCACAAGAAUGCGCUGGCUGAGAAAGAGACUCUCAGACAGCAGCUGGCCUCACUGUCCAAGCAGAGCCGUCAAAAAGCAGCCGAGGCAGUUCAGCUGAGGCCAGUGCUCCAGAGAGAGAGCAGCAGGAGGAGGCAGCUGGAGGGCGUCAUGCAGGAAGCAGUCAUCGUUCUCAGACACAUCCUGAUGGACUCAGAGAAGGUUUCCGAGAGGAAAACGCUGAGGCUGCUGGAGAUCCUGGAGAGCAGCGCCGUCCCGGGGUCCAGGCUCCGCCCUCAACAACUCACCUGAGGAGAGCAGGUUUUUCAGUAAUAAAUAAUGGAAACAUACAUAUAUUAGCAUAAGGCAAGCAUAUUUGAGUAUUAAAUACUUGAUAAAUC
Messenger RNA from Sebastes umbrosus (honeycomb rockfish), 1334 nucleotides. RefSeq names its product protein MLP1-like. Gene Ontology annotation, cellular component: cilium; ciliary basal body. The record is from RefSeq and is a predicted model, not a curated record. The coding region runs from base 79 to 1245 and encodes 388 amino acids. Gene Ontology annotation, molecular function: microtubule binding. The transcript is spliced from 7 exons. NCBI's taxonomy places the organism in Eukaryota, Metazoa, Chordata, Actinopteri, Perciformes, Sebastidae.